AUGGCCGCCUCACCAACAAAAUUCAAGCUUAACACCGGCGCCGAAAUACCAGCCAUUGGCCUGGGCACCUGGCAAGACCAAGAUGAGCAGGAGAAAGCAGUAUUGACCGCGCUGGAAGCCGGAUACCGCCACAUCGACACAGCAGAAAUUUACGGCACAGAAACUGCCGUUGGCAGGGCAUUAAAGAAAAGUGGAAUCCCCCGCGACGAAAUCUUCAUAACGUCCAAACUAUGGAAUAAUAAGCAUCACCCAGAGGACGUCGAGUUAGCUCUGAGCCAGUCGCUGAAGAAUCUGGGCGUGAGAUAUGUGGAUCUAUAUCUUAUGCACUGGCCCGUUGCUUUUGCUCGAGGAGACGAACCCUUCCCUAAGGAUGAACAGGGAAAUCCGAAGACUGCGAAGAUUGAUUAUGUCGAUACUUACAACGCCAUGAAGAAGCUCCAGAAAUCCGGAAAAGCCAAGGCGAUCGGGAUCUCCAACUUCUCCAAGGUAGAGGUGGAGCGGCUACUCGCUAAUACUUCUACUAUUCCCGCUGUUCACCAGCUGGAACUGCACCCCUGGCUACAGCAGGAGGAAUUUGUCAAGUUCCACACCAGCAAGGGAAUUCACAUCACACAGUAUUCGUCGCUGGGUAAUCAGAAUAAAAUUUAUAGUAGUGAGAAAGUGGGAAGGAUGCUUGAUGAUCCCGUCCUUAAGGAGGUGGCUGAGGAGACUGGAAAGAACUGUGCGCAGGUUUCGUUGGCUUGGGGAAUUUCGCACGGUCGCUCUGUGCUCGUCAAGUCCAAGACGCCGGAACGUAUUUGGCAGAACUUGCAAUCUGACUUCCAUCUCAAUUCUGGAUAUGUCAAGCAGAUCGAUAACAUUGAUAAGAAGCAACGGUUUAAUGAUUCGAGUGAGGAUUUUGGGUAUAACUUCUUCAUGGAUUUGGAUGGGAAACAGAAAUGA
This is a messenger RNA of Histoplasma capsulatum G186AR, 942 nucleotides long. RefSeq names its product aldehyde reductase. Gene Ontology annotation, molecular function: aldose reductase (NADPH) activity. Gene Ontology annotation, cellular component: cytosol. The record is from RefSeq and is a predicted model, not a curated record. The transcript is spliced from 4 exons. The coding region runs from base 1 to 942 and encodes 313 amino acids. Lineage: Eukaryota; Fungi; Ascomycota; Eurotiomycetes; Onygenales; Ajellomycetaceae.